GCGCAAAAUUCUUUAAAACUCGUUCCAAUAAUUCAGUUCAGUUUCACUCGGUAUAUCUUGUCGAAUGCACGCACGAAUUUCACCGAAAUGAGGGAUUUUACAGUGCUAUCAAGUGAAACGACAUUUUGAACAAGUGAUUUUUUGGUACGUGGUCGAUAGAAUGCGGUCGUUGGAAGUGUCGACUCCUUGGCAGGAGGAGGAGGAUGUGGAGGUGGAGGACAUCGAGCUGGGGAAGCACGCGAUGAACGGGAGGGACGAUCUCACCGAGUCGAGUAGUGACGAAGCAACGGGUCGAAAACGAAGAAAACAUGGAGGGAGUGCUUCGAGUGGAAGUGCGUCGAGCGGGACGACGACGAGGAGAAGGAAGUCGUGCAUCAGUGCGCGAGAGAGAAAUUUAAGAAGACUGGAGAGCAAUGAGAGGGAAAGAAUGAGGAUGCAUUCACUCAACGAUGCGUUCGAGCAAUUGAGAGAAGUCAUCCCGCACAUAAAAAUGGAGCGCAAACUGUCGAAAAUCGAGACUUUAACCUUAGCCAAAAACUACAUAAUGGCCCUAACGAACGUGAUAUGCGAGAUGCGAGGCGAGGAGAAACACUACACAUUUCAAGAUGUGGAGGAUGACAGUACAGUGGAGCUGGAAACGACAGAAGAGCCAAAUCGCGAGCAGAACAACAAUUCAAUGUUUCAGCAAAACCUCGAAAAUCACCAAGAAAACGCAAUGGUGAAUUCUCGCUGAAGUUGGGACUGGUCCUGAAUGUGCAUAUCUGUUCUAGGCCUACGUUUGGGUGGUUGUAAUUUUCUUGAUAAAGCCAAUGUGAUUUAAUGUGCUUCCGUGUUGUGUCCGUGUAUAGAUAGUGAUAAGUUAUAGACGUAAAAGACACUUAUUUUUAAACAAACAGAUAUAUAUUGUGUUUAAAUUAUUUUAUAUGAAAUGACAUAACUACCUUGACUUGUUAUAUUAGAGUACCUAGAUAUGUAAGAAAGUGUCGUUUUGUUUGGUUUUCGGCGUCCAACACUACGUAAUAUGGAAGUUGCAACCGCAAAAAGUGAACAGUUUGCAACUUCCAUACCGGGAAAUGACACGAACAAAGUUACCUAAACCGAGGUUGGAACCUCAAAAUACUCUAAGUUAUGCUCAAGAAUGUCAAGUGCGAAUUGUACACCGACUGUCAUCCCUCUAGUUUAGACACUUUUCUUCUCAAAAGUGAACAAUUCGUACGGAAGGAAGCGAUUGGAAGUUCCAAAUGCAAAUGUGAUAUUGUAGAAAACUUAACAAGUUUUUGUUAGAACAUAAACAUAUAUUUUAUGACAUGUAUUAAGUGUAUUCUUGGACAAAUAUUACACUUCGUGAGAUAUACAUUCCAAUAUCAAAUAAAAAUGUCAGGAAUCUUA
This is a messenger RNA of Tribolium madens (black flour beetle), 1389 nucleotides long. It is a transcript of the gene dimm, whose product is annotated as protein dimmed. Bases 161 to 733 code for a protein of 190 amino acids. Gene Ontology annotation, molecular function: protein dimerization activity. The record is from RefSeq and is a predicted model, not a curated record. The transcript has 5 exons. NCBI's taxonomy places the organism in Eukaryota, Metazoa, Arthropoda, Insecta, Coleoptera, Tenebrionidae.